Molecule: messenger RNA, 3477 nt
Organism: Oncorhynchus kisutch (coho salmon)
Lineage: Eukaryota; Metazoa; Chordata; Actinopteri; Salmoniformes; Salmonidae
Product: WSC domain-containing protein 2
Exons: 10
Coding region: 1246-2964 (572 amino acids)
Molecular function (GO): sulfotransferase activity
Source: RefSeq, a predicted model, not a curated record
UACGGCUGUGGUGUGCACGACCCGCAGGGCUGUUUGACAGGCACUCUGGACACAGAGAGACAAGUCGCCUCACCGUGACACGCUGGCUGCAUCAUACCGACUUUGACCUAACAGCAGAUUACGGGGUACGGAAAUUAUCGUCUCCUGCAUACCGUCAUCAACAUAAUUGAGUUUGCUUCAAGGACCAUAUGCUAUUCUGCCUUAUUAUGUCCAUGUAAAUAAGCUUGUGGCAGCAUCCACAGAAUGCUGUAUUGAAGUAGACAGAGAUUGGUUUGUAACGGGAUUGAGAAUCGCAGUGACAGAGCACAGACGCACGGACGUUAUGGUGAAUACAUGAAUUAGAAACCCUAUCGCAACAUUUAGACUACCACUGGAUCUAUACUCUUCAUUUUGUGAGAAGCCAAGAUUGUGAAUGAGAGCUGUAUCAGACCGAUUCUUAUUUCAGAGUUGCGUCUUUCCAUUAGGUUCAGACAAAUAUUUCCGUAUAUGCGGUAACGGAUUGUAUUCGACUCUCCCUUGGAUUACUCUCUUAUGACUCCUAUUUGAGUGUAGUGUAAUUUCAGCAAACCCCAUGCAGUGAUACAACUUGUUCACUACUCAUCAUUGGUCCUCUUCUCUCCCCUUGGAUCUUUAUGUAUGCUGCAGUGGGCUCUGACAUAAAUAUGGCGAGCCUCGACCUCCUUCACAGACCGUCACGGUGAAUGGAUGGACACACAAAGGCACAAGGAUCUCAGCUCAGAGAGUGAAUUAAAGCCUCUUCCAUCUGCACAGCGGGGGAAAGGGCCUCUGUGGAGCCGGGAAGGCACAAGCCAGAGGUCGAUAGCGAGAGAGAAGUAAUGCUGCUUCGGUGAUUGUCUUUCAGUCUGAGCCACUCACCUUUCCUGCCAUGGCGCUACGGUCAGCUCUCUGUCCUCCUGAUGCUCUCUCAGUGGGAACGUAGAGAGACACACACUGGAGACACACUCUCCAGCUCCACACACACCCACACACCUCCACGAGGAGUGUGGACAGACCUCAUGCAGAGAUCUCAUACACACACACACACUCAGGAGCACAACACACCUUUGUUGUAUGAUUUAGCCUGAUAGGACAUUAUUUGUCCCUUCCCAGAAUUGGAUUAAGAUUUUAUAUUGUGACUCUCUCUGCUGUUUGAUUGGACCUCUCAGAAGCUUUAGGGUUGUUGUCCUGCUGCUUUAUGGUUGUGUCUCUCUGGGACGUUGUGACUGAGCGGCAGGUAGAGCCAGCAUGGCUAGGCCUUUGCUGAAGAUUCAGCGUUACUUCCGGAGGAAACCUGUGCGCUUCUUCUCCUUCAUCCUCCUCUACCUGACAGCCGGGAGCCUGGUGUUCCUGCACUCUGGCUUCGUAGGGGACAACUCCACAGGGGCCAAUGGGGGCCGGGACCCCCUGGUGGCAUCUGAGAUGGGGAACAGGGUGGCCUCCUCAGAUGGCCGGCGGGUAGGGAUGAUGGGAAGGGUGUUCAAGGAGAACCGCAGACCCACCCCAAGGAGGUACGGCCCUCCAUGGAUGAAAGGAGCUGCUGGGAAGGACAGCCAUGAUUGGAGGGCCCGGGGAGGAGACUACACAAGCAGCUGGAACCGCGCCCUCAAAGGACGCAAUGCCAAAGAUCUGGACGACGGACGGGCGAAUUACAUCGGCUGCUAUAUAGACAACACAGCGAAAAGAGCACUCAGGGGAGUGUCCUUUUUUGACUACAAGAAAAUGACGGUCUUCCGUUGCCAGGACAACUGUGCUGAAAGGGGAUACCUGUAUUCAGGCCUAGAGUUUGGGGCGGAGUGCUACUGUGGCCACAAGAUCCAGGCCCCCAAUGUAUCUGAGAGUGAAUGCAACAUGGAGUGUAAGGGCGAGAAGGGCAACCUGUGUGGAGGGGCCAACCGCCUGUCAAUCUACAGACUGGAGCUGAGCCAGGAGUCUGCGCGCCGUUAUGGGAGUGCCAUCUUUAAGGGGUGCUUCCACAGACCUGACAACGUCACCCUCGCCCUGCCCAUCAGCGCUGUCAUCCAGAACAUGUCAGUGGAGAAGUGUGUGGACUUUUGCACAGAGAAGGAGCUGUCCCUAGCGGUUCUAGCUGGAGACAGGUGUCUCUGUGGGUUCCCCACCCCCCACUUCUCCCUCCAUGAGAUGGAGGAUGAGGAAAUGUGCCUGUACCGCUGCCAUGGUGAAGAGUUUGAGAGUUGUGGGAAUGACAAGUACUUUGUGGUGUACCAGACACAGGUCCAAGAUAACCGUUGUAUGGACCGGCACUUCCUGCCCACGCGCUCCAAGCAGCUGAUGGCCCUGGCCAGCUUCCCCGGGGCUGGCAACACCUGGGCCCGCCACCUCAUAGAGCUGGCCACUGGCUUCUACACAGGCAGCUACUACUUUGAUGGCUCCCUCUACAACAAAGGCUUCAAAGGUGAGCGAGACCAUUGGCGGAGUGGUAGGAACGUCUGCAUUAAAACACAUGAGAGCGGCAAGAAGGAGAUUGAAGCCUUUGACGCCAGCAUCGUCAUGAUCCGCAACCCUUAUAAAGCCCUCAUGGCUGAGUUCAACCGCAAAUACGGCGGCCAUAUUGGAUUUGCCUCACAGGCCCACUGGAGAGGGAAAGAGUGGCCUGAGUUUGUGAAGAACUAUGCUCCUUGGUGGGCAUCCCACACACUGGACUGGCUGCGUUAUGGGAGGAACGUCCACGUGGUCCACUUUGAAGAGCUGAAGAGGGAGCUGUUCUCCAAGCUCAAGGACAUGGUCCUGUUUCUGGGCCUGGAGGUGGCCGAGGACCGCCUGCUCUGUGUAGAGGGACAGAAGGAUGGCAACUUCAAGCGCUCUGGCCUGCGUAAGCUGGAGUACGACCCGUACACACCCGAGAUGCGUGCUAGCAUUGACGAACUGGUCAUGACUGUAGACGCUGCCCUUAAGAAGAGGAACAUGGCCGGGGUGCCCAAGGAGUACCGACCAACUUCGAGAUGAUAUGAUCUCCUUUCCUUUCCCUCUCUCUCUCUCUUUCUCACUCUGUUAUAAUAUCUCUUCCCUUUGCACAUAUUGUUCUGGGAUCAAUGGCAUCCAUGUCCAAAAAUUCACAUGACCUGAAAAUCUAUGUGUAGGAAAUACGUUUGUAUUUAAAGUACUUCCCUAUUCCCCUCCACCUCUUUAUUUGUCUCCUUAUUUCUCACAUCCCUUUUUCUUUAUUAGUUUAACUGGCUGAUUAUGACAACAGCAUCAAGAUGUAUACUGCUUUAGAAAUGACAUUUAGCUACUUGGCUGAUGAACAUGGAUUCAUUGGGGAACUCAAAUAAGGACCAAUGAGAAGCACUUCCCCCUCUAUGCACAUGUAUGUGUUGUGCACUAUGACUUAACAUUAAGGUACAGUAGCUGUGUUGGAAGCACAUCCAAGUACAUAAUGGUUGGAUUACUGUCAACUGACCAAAAGGAGCAAAUUCCUGUUAAUCUGAAAGUGAUGAUUAAAAAGAACUGUAAGAAGUC